AUGCCUAAAAUGGUCGGAGCCUUUCAAAAUUUACCCAUGGUGAUGCCUUCGGAUGAUAUACUUUCUUCUGCAAAACGGAAAGCCAGGAGAGUUACUCCAUCUAAGGGUAAAGGAUUGUAUCACGUAUUGUUCAAUCUCAUCAGGCUAGAAACACCUAUUCUUGGCUCUGGCUUUUGAUUAUUAUUUUUACUUUGCAGGUAUUGCAAAUAUUGCAAAGAGGGAGAAAAACAAAGGUGCUAAACAUCUCGAUGCAUUGAUGAAGGUUUGUUCUUUGAAAUACGCAUUUAGUAUCUUCUAGAAAAUGGCUUGAUCAUGCAUAAUCUACUGAUAAUAGGCCAUCAGUACACUGAUGUGAAGGCGCAAGGUGAAAACUUUACAUAUAAAUUGUUAAUUUUUACCAUUACAUCUGCAAAUUUUCUCACAAAUAACCGUAUCAAUUCUUUGAUGCAUUCAGGAAAUAGCUGUUCCUUUGAGGCUUUAUCUAGCGAACUUCCCCAAGAAAUAUCUGUUACAUCCCUAUGAACGUUCUCUUAUCGAGUUGACUUUUGGGGAAGGGAAUUAUGAGGAGGUAAACCACUAAUUUUCUUUGAUUUUUUCUUUCAUGCUCAGUUACCGUCCCUUGCAACGAAAAAUUAUUACUGGUUGCUUCUUAGAUGCUCAUAUGGUUAUUCUCACUGUUGUCCGCUAUGUUUACCUUUAUCUCUGUGUUUUUUAUAUUUUUAUUGCUCAUUUGAUGCACGGUGUUUUCCACUCUAUGGAGUCAGUGGCUACUGGAAUUUACAUCCCAUGACUUCACUGUGGUCUGCUAACUGAACGGUUGGUCCAAUGGCCUUGACUUCGAAGUUUUUCCAUCUAACAUUUUGGUUAAAGCAGAAUAAAAUUAGGUAGGAGUCUGGAAGUGGUCAGUCAUUUGGGUAUACCAAUUAGUGGAGUGUAACAAGGGAUACUCUCUCCUGUAAUUAUUAUCUAAUGAGUGGGAAUCACUUAAAGAACUCUUCCACUGAAAACUUAUGCUUUCCUGAAGAGAAAAAGAAACCAUUUCUGGGAUGUUAUUUAAAGUUGGAGGGCAGGGCCCCCCAUUCUGUUACCAGAUAUCACCUUUGUCUUCAAGAUGCUCAGCUUAUGACUCUCUUAUGAUAAAGGAGAAAUAGAUCAUAUGUGACGUGGAUAAUUGGCGAAUUAGUCUAUCAUUUGGAAGCCUUUUCUUGUUUAUUUAAACAUUCAUGGAAAUGUUUUAGUAUCUCCUGAGUUUAGCACUGAUGCUGGAUCCUGUUGAUCAAAAUUGUUGAUACUCAAUGAGUAGCACUAUAUGAUGUCAUUUGGCUCAGAAUUUAUGAUGGUGGCGCUAGAAUGUUUUUUUAGUAGACCAAGCAUUCAUUCAUUCUCUUACUAAAAAAGCCUCCAUCUCCAUUCCAUCUCUUUUUGGAUCUCUCCACCACUCUUUACGCCUGUGGUCAUGAUUCUUUGAUAGUCUACCUUUGUUGUACCUCCAUACAAUUACAGUCUGUAGUAACACCUAUGAACAAGGCUAAUGAGGGAGAGUAGGGGUAGGUUUAGGGCGCUUGAAGAAAAUGAGCAAGGAAAAGAAGUACCAAAGUUAUCAUUAACUGGAUGUAAUGGGGGUAGGAUGUUUCAUCUCCUCUUUGAUGUUAUCUUUUCCUCCAUUUUGUUCUCUCUUUCUCUCUUCUUCCUCUUAUUUCUUUCUAUCAUGGUUGAGUCAGAAAGCAUCUUUGCACUGUCAAAACCCCAAAAUGCUUUAUUAUCGAUCUCAUGUUUGCCCAACUUCUGGGAAUGUAAAUAAUGUCUUUGUUAGCUUGAUUUUCGGGUUUUUUUUUGAGUGAAGUAUUUAGUUUAAGUCAGUCAGGUGACCAGAUUUGAGUGAUAGAUGUAUUAUGUUUAGAAACUUUUUUGCUGAUCAUCUGACUUGAAAUUUCAAGUCAAUGCGUCUUAUCUGGAUUGCAAUGUCCUGGACAAGCUUUCAUCUAUGGAAUCACAUUAAUUAGAACUCAGUCCAUUGUUUACAACCAAGCCAGGGUGAUCUAACAUGGUUUUUUCCUCACCUGUGGGUUCAAAAUAUUGUACUGAGAUCACUAAGCUUGAUUUGAUUUGAUGGGAUCAUUUCAGUACAUGACCAAAUAAUAACCCCACAAAAAUUUUAUAGGAUUUACACUGUAAAUGAAAGAAGUUUAACUUAUUACUGGUCUGAAAAUGCAAUGCAUCCAUCCAACCAGUGUUUUGGUUUCUCAAUUCCUUUGUGAACUCUUAGGCCACUAGUUGAAACUCUUUUUUCCCAUUUCCCUUCAAGCUGGUUUAGGUAAUCUUGCCAACGAGACGGGAAGAAGUUAUGUAGAUGCACUAAAAUUAUUCCCCGAGUACUACAGGUACAUUCUACCCGCAAAAAGGGGAUAAAUUAAGAGUCGUAUUCUAGCUCUCUCCUUUAUUCUGAUGAAUGAUUUAUCUAAUUCCCGGCAAAGAUCUGGCUUCUCAAAAGGAAGUGUUCUCUGCCAGAGUUUGAACUAUCCCCCCAAAAUAUAAUGGGCAAUAUCGAUCUGUAUCAGAAUUGGCUUAUUCUGAGUGCUACGACAUCACUAGUUAUAUUUUCUAUUUUUUGGAACAAAAGAGCGAAAAAAAUAAAGAAAUAGAGAAUGUAGACCUCUUUCAUUGUUCAUUAAGCUCAUAUCAUGGUUUUAAUAUAUAAUUGGAUAUCACUUUACUUGAAAAUUUAUCUUCCAUAAUCUAUACUUUUGUUAUUGUGAUCAUCCAUAACCGAUGAAUGCUUUUUAGUUGUACCGAAUAAGGAUGGAUGGCUCUCUUCAUUUUAUAGAUUGGAAAGUUGUUUGUAAAUAUUCAUAUUUUUCUAUUUUUUCUAAUUUGUGUGCCUCUCAUAGGUAUUGGGCAGGGUAGACUCUCUUAGGAAGAAGAUUUUGUCUGUUGGAAAAGAACAUGCUGCACUUUGUGCUCAGGUUUGAUCAACAAUAGCUUAGAAUUACACUUUUGAGUGGUUUUUAAGAUUUGCUUAUUUCCAUGGAUCAACGUCUCUUGUGGAGUGUGUUGUUGUUGGAACUUUUCGUUUUUUAACCUCUGCAUGGUUACCAUAGAAGAAAAUCUUCCUUAUAUAGAUUUAUUUCGCACUUAUGGAUGCUAGAGUAAUGUUUCAUGUGAUUUGAAAACUCUGUAAAAUUUGCGCACAAGAUACAUGUAUUAUGAAAGCAAAUACUCUACCUUUUGUCCAGCUCUCAUUUUGCUUUUAAAUGUCGUGGAUACCAUUCUAUCUUGUAAGUCUGUAAUCUUACAUUCUAUGGUGUAGAAUUGUGAAUCGGUUUGUUGACGUACAGAGGCAUUCAAACCAAUAUAUAUCACACCGAUAAUUCUGAUUUAUAUUUACAUACAAAGGCAGUACAAGACCACAUAAUAAACAAUUAUCCAAAAAAGGGGAUCUGCAGGUGUAUUUUUAAUUUGCUCUCAAAAACCUCUGUGCAAUAUUUCCAAAGUCUACAUCAAAGUGGUGAAGACCAUGUUUCCAAAUCUCUUAAGAUUGAGAAAUUGAAGACCAUGUUACCCAAUAUGUCAAAAUUGAGGAAGGUUGUUUUUGUCCAAAAGUUUCUUGAACGCAACUCACUUUAUGAUGUAAUUGCCAGUUUCUGAGCGACGCAUUUAUUUUAAAAGUUUGCCAGUUGCUCUCACUCCCAAUUGUUCAAAGGAUACCAGAGGAUGCGGAUUAGUUGUCAUUUUUUUUUUAAACAUUUGUGUAAUGACGUCUAUGCCAUGGUUCCUGUAACUUUCUUUGCUACUCUAGGUAACAGACCCACUCCUAGGAAUAUGUGUUGGAGACAAAUAAAUUCAGCCAUGCUAUCCCAAUGUGCUUAUAUAACUGUGUUAGAGAGGUGUCUAAACAGUUCUCUGUUGUGCGGAGUCAUGAAAACAUAUUUAAUGAAUGUUGUGAGAUUUGUUGAUAAAGUUAGUACUUGGCUGAAAAUGUUAAUAAGAGAAAAGUAAUCUGUGUUAAACAAUAUAUCUGUCAUGAAUUGAUUCUCUGGUUUUGAAUGCAUAGGAUAAAAUAGAUCUCAUUGAAUCUAAGUGAUAAACUUAUUUCUUGGGUUUCUUCUGACAUUCGUUUUUGAACUUGUUGUCAUACUCCCAAGAUUAUGUACAGAGUGACACAUAUCUUUGGUCCUUUUGGUGUCUUCAAAUAAAUCAAUUUUCUAUAAGAUGUUCUCUCGUAUGGUGUGAUGGUAGAAUGUUCAAUGAAUGUGUUGUCAGUACUGCAACAGUGGUCCCAUGGUUUCCCUUCCCGUUAUGAAGAAAAAAUGAAAUUCUAACCCCAUGAUUAUUUAUUGGUUCCUUAUUAAUAUCCUAUUCUUCCUCCUAACAUUCAGGCACAUUGGUUGAAGAUUAUGGCUUUUGAAGUAGCGUAAGUAGAUGGAGACAUCUUAACGAGCCCACACACUUAAACAGGGUUUUCUAUGGCAUUGUUGGUUUCAUGUUCCGUGAGAUGGUGAACUUGUGAUGAAUGAUUCAUUAAUGACAGAAUCUGUUGUCACGUCUUAGUUUAGCAUACAUUCAAAUUUGGUUGUGUUCUAAAUCAUACUUUUUUACGGUAAAUUGGUUUAUGCUGAUUUAAAUUUCGGUUGAGAUUAUGUCAAAGUUCGUAUACAUUUCAUGCCACAAAUGUUUCUCUGUUUCUUUUUUUUUUCCUUUCACUUUUCUCCACCCCCUUUAUUUUUUGAGUAAAGUAAAGAUUUUUACUAGGUUGGAUAUUUAACCUUGGCAGUCAUCAACGAAGCGUGAAGCAGAAGAAAGAUUAAGUGAGGUCUGUACAUAGUUCCUGUGAUACAGCUCUUUAGUUAUAUAUUAGUUUUUGUUCCUGUUUAUGUCUCCUGUCCCUUAUUGCAUAUUUGGGAUUUUCUAUUUUAUCUGUACAUGCUUAUGCCCUAUAAUGUUUGUCUGGUUGCUGGUUGCAGGGGGUGAGGAAACUGGAAGAUGCUUUCCAUCUUCAAAGGCAUGCUGUUGAAGAUUUGUUAAAGAUUGCCAAGGUAACAUGACUUUUUGUUCAUUUCUCAUAUUGGUUUGCCAGCAUGCGUAGGUCAGCUGAUUACGGGCCUGACUGGGUUACAUGAGUUUAAAUAACAUUCCUAAGAUAUUAGUCAGAAUAUUUUUCUACAGCCGUUGAGGUAUUUUUUUAGCUUGAACCAGAUUAAUUACCUUCUAUCCCACCCGUCUUUGUUUUGACUUAGACAAGCAUGUCCAAAAGAAUAAUAGCAUUUGAUGACAUCUGCUUUCCAUGGCGCUCGUGAGAUGUGAGCUUCUGGCAUCCUGCUGAUAAAUAUAAUAUAUUUGGCAAUCUUACUGCAAGGCUCUUGUUAACAAAUGGUAUGUUGCAAUUGCGUUGUUGCCUGCAUAUGAAACAUUAUGUUGUUAUUGAGUAUGUUUGAGAAGCAUUUAAAUCUGAGAUGUCAUAUAAGUCUAAUAGACAUCUGAAGGAUUUUGAUAUCGUCAAAUGGAAGAUAACUCUGGUAUCUAUUUUUAUUUGGUCAUUAAAUCAUUUUGGUUCUGCCUUGAAACAAAGAUCGCUAGUUAGUUUAUGCUCAAUUUAUUUUAAUUUUUGUUGUAGUCGGAAAGCGGGGGAUAAAUUUUUGGAAUAAAUAUGUACUUGGAUUUUCCAAAUGGUUGUCUAUUCCAUUUGGAGGUUAUUUGGUGUUUUAUUUGGAGCAUGACCUUGGACCAAUCUGCCUUCAUUCUUGUGGCUUGCAGCACAUUCAGGUCAAUAUCUUCAUUUGAACGGAAAAUAAUUAAAAAGAACCGUACAGGGCACCAAUUCGAUGAUGAGAAAACAACUGAAAUUGCUUGGAGUUAUAUAACAGGAACAGAGAGAGAGAGAGAGAGGAAGAGAGAGAGAGAGGGGAUUCUGCUGGAAACUAGACAGAAGAUGGCCUUUUGAUACGGCUGCUGCUCUCCUUGUCCUUGCAAAAGACUUGUUAGUCCCUUAACUACCGACCUCACGACUCGUUCUUCUGAUUAGUUCAGAACUUAACCUUUCGACUGUGGUCCGUUACUCUUACGUCUGUAAGUAAACUGAAUACUGGGUUUUACAAUGGGCGUCAUUUCGGGCCUAGCAGAAAUUUUCCUCUUAUGACUUAUACUGGUUGAAGCUUUUUGCUUAUGUGAGUCUGUCAAAUCAUGUCAGAAGUGCCGAGUUUUAUGCAUCCUUCUAUGAGGCCAUGAAGUCUAAUAUUGCAGAGUAUGAGUUUGGCUGAUAUUUUUUGUGCUCUCUUCUGUCUGAAAAAUUUGAUCAUUGGAAAAUGACGGAUGGACCAAUUGGGCCACAUUGUUUGUACAUUACAAGUCUAAAUGGUUGGUGUAAUUUCACAGACCUUGCGUGCUAUGCCAGUGGUAGAUCCAGCGACCCCAACAUUGUGUCUUGUGGGAGCCCCCAACGUUGGAAAAUCAUCACUUGUUCGUAUACUUUCAACUGGGAAGCCUGAGGUACGUCUUUAAACUUAGUAUAUGAUAACACCGCUUUAGUUCAUUGUUAUUUGUGUAUUUUGUAAAUUGUUGCAAUAUUUAAUAGUUUGUUCCUCUGCUAGUAAUGAACUUAAUGAAAUGGUUAUCCACCGUCCAAAAAUCAUUUUAAAUAAAGUUCUCGGAAAUUUUCAAUAAAUAUUUGUAUUAGUUGAUCUUUUUCAUGAAAACAUUGCGACAGUUGCGACAGAAAUAUUUUUUGGUUUUACCUGUGACAAGCCCAUGAUUUGGAAUUAGAUCGAGUUCCGGACUAUGAGGGAGGGGUUUCUCACACAUCUUAUAAAAAGUCCUGAAUUAAGAAGCACAAUCGUAAAAAAAUCGAAUGAGCAGAAACAGACUCUUCUGCUAUCGAAUUUAGUGUUUUUGAAAUAUGGACAUCCUUCACAGGAUUGAAGUUUCCUUUCAGGUAAACUAUUUAAUCGUCCUCCACUAUUUCCUAGUUUAUAUAGAGAGGUUUCUUUUGGUUUUUCUUAGCUGAUUGGAUAUAUUUGUCUUCUUUUUUUUCUAUAGCAAUUAUCACGUCGUACUAUUCACUUUCAAAAAAAGAAAAUCUAUUAUGUGUGUCGGUCGAUAUCCCUUUGUUACAUGUCAAACCCCUUCUGUUUCAAAGUUCUCAAAUAACUAUAAAAUAGGGAACGUCUGGGUUAUGAUAACAAUUCCUUCAUCACCUCGUCAGAAAGGAGCACGCUCUCAUCUCUUUGCUGAAGGUUAGUGGUCUGCAUUUUCUGUGCAUGAGACUACAUCAUAAUACUGAUGAGUCCCUCAUUACAGCAUAGUACUGCAUCCUCCUUGCCAGAGAGAUGAGUCUCACGCCCUUGGGCUUAGCAUCCGCCCCUUUGAAAAAAAUACAAGUAAAAAAACGCAUGCUUAUACUCACUAGAUGUAAGAUCCUAUCAUUUAGAUGGUACAUCCAUUACAGAAGAUGUCGUUCACUAAAUAGGGAUGCCUGCAUUCCCCAAACUAUCAGCAACAUAAGUUUUAGUGAUGAUAGUAAUAUAAAAUAUUUAAUUCUCAGUGUCAAGUUUUCUUUACUGAGCAAUCUUUUGUUAGACAGGUUUAUUGCCCUUGGAAUGACUAUAAACUUAAAAGAUGUUAUAAAAUAUUGUUUUAUUGAAAAGAAUCCGAUAUAAUUAGUUCAUUGUGUGAUCACUGAAAGCAAGAUGGCCAAGGCUUGCAAUAAACUUAAGAAAUUUGUUGUGAGAAGUGGCCUAAUCAUUGGACACAGAUAAUUUUUUUCUAUGAUCUUGAAUGUUGGUAUCAGGCCACAUACUGAGUCUAAAGAAAAUAUCCAUUAUUUUGGAGAAUUUGCGAAGUCCUAGAAAUUAACUAUUUCCAUCAGUUUCUGAAGAUAUAGCCUGCGAAAUAAAGGAUGCUAAAGACCGAAUUACAUAAUUCUGCGUAUAAAGGAUGCUAAACGCUGACUGUAGGUUUUGCAGUAGUUAGUAGUUCAGGUUGAAUAAAAUAGCGUGGGAAGUAAAAGAAUUAUCCAAAAAGAGAGAAAACCUCUAACUAAUCUUCCAAAAAGCAUAUGGAUUUCACGUGAGGGAAGUGAGCAAAUGCUCCUCUAUGUAAAUGGCAUUGAAUGCCAGGGAUGAUUACGUACAAAGGAUGCUAGAGUCAAAGGCUGUUCUUAAUAAACUUUAUCCACGUAGCAAUAAACUUUCUCAUCCGAUGAAAUAGAAUAGCUGUCAUCCUUGGUACAUCUGACUGUGUAUUGAUGAUCCGUAAUUUAGCUUGCUAAUUUUGUUGACAUCAUACUAACUCAAAGCCAUGGUUCUAUUUACUUGUUCCUCAUUUUCCGUUGUUUCUAUUUGUUUGUUCACAUCAUUCAUUAAAAUUUUGGAUGCUGGAUUUCAUCUGUGUUCUUGGUUUGAAGCGCCUGAAAUUCUUUGAGUUGGAAAAAAAAAUCACCAUCUUUGCUGGACUUCAAUAUAUUCCUUCAAAAUCUAAAAACAUUGUGACCGCUCCUAAGUAACAUUUGAAGAAAGCAAAUGUCUGUAGUGUAUCCUUUUAAGGUCCUUAUCCUAUAUGAUCAUUCUCAGAAAGCCUCAUAUUCCAUCCCCACCUUGCUAUUUCUAGCCCCUUACACUGGGCUUGAUCAGACCGAAGUAGGUGGCCCAAGUGGGCCUGACCUGCUGCUUCUCCAGAUUGGGGGUUGAAGUCACCCUGACCUGUCUCCUUAGGAAGGUGGCUAAGGCCCUUCCUUAGUGGCCUUCCAAGGUAAAUGCCGAUUUAUGCUGCUCCCCUUUUAGGUGAGGUGUGCAAGAAUACCAUUUACUUGUAAAUUCAUGUAAUCCUUCAAUUAUAGUUAGUCGAGAGUGGGAUAAUGGCUGGCGAUGGAAGUUAUUAUUGAUAAUAAUGUCAGGCGUCCAGGGAUUCGUUCUGAAUCCAAUAGGGCUUAUUUUUCAAAUUCAAAAUAUCUUCCGAGGCCUAAAGUGAAACGACCCUUCAUUUAAAUAUUGGCUAUGCCACCAUAUCUUCAUGAGAUAAGGAAAUAAAAAGGUCGACCAACAGACUGUAGAAAUAUUCUGAAAUGAUGGAAAGGAAGUUUUUCUAUUGCAAGGUUUGUCUCGAACGAGAACAGUAUCACUUUGUUCAUUAAUUUUAUAAUGCGUUGCUUUUAACCAGGUCUGCAACUACCCUUUCACAACCAGAGGGAUCUUGAUGGGUCACAUUGGCGUCAACUAUGAGCAUUUUCAGGUGAUCAGGUUUUGUUACUCGGCUUGUGAUUUCUCAUCUUGUUAGAGAGUUGGACUUCACGUUAGCUUUGACUAGAGUUCCAGAGUGAUGCCGUUUCUGUGCUUACUCUUGUUCGGCAACUUGGUCCAUACAUAACGAGGCCCACCUCUCCUGACAUUUUUUGCAGGUGGGAGGUCGUCGGAAACUUUGGUGGGGAUGGGUAUUUCAGCAUAAUCGAGUCCUAGAAGUUAAUGAGACCAUAAUGCUCAGAAAGUUAGGCGACCAUGGGCAACUGUUUGAAUUCACAUUUCCCAAUUGGAUUGAAUGAGAUAGAAUAGAGAAUGCAGAUCAUGUGUGAAACGUGCGCCCUCCCCACCCCCUCACCCCCACCCGCCACCGUUUCCCCUGCUGGAAGGCCUAUUCAUAUGAAAGUAUUUGACUUUAUUUAGGAAUUUAAGAUUAGAGUAGGAAAUUUUCGAAUCUCAAGUGAGGAGAGAGCACGAAUGAGGUAAAAGGUCCUGGAGUUUGUGCCGUAUUCCUGAUGAUUUACAAACAUGAGUGCCCUUCCCUGUGGAACGGCUUUUCUUAAUAAAGUGUUGGCUUUUAAUUACGAAUUCGAAAUUUAAAUUGGAAAGGUAUGAGUACCCAGUAUUUACAUUUUAUGGUCCACCACUGUCUUAUGAAUUCAUCUAAGGCCGGGGACAUGGAUGAUGUAUGAGGACCUGGAGCUCAUGCCAUGUUCUUCAUGAUUUGUGAAUAUUACUGGAAAAAUUAUAGUCUUGUUCCGAGCAUUUUUUUUGUGUGCUUCUAGUCCCUGAUGUCUCCAACUGCUGACGCCCACUGCAGGUUACAGACACUCCUGGACUUCUCAAUAGAGACGAUGGUGAGUUAUUCAAUUUACACACAGCGUUGCUUUCAUAUACUUAGCAAAAAGAAGCAUUUUGAGGGGAAGAAAUUCUUUUUGUUUCAUCGGAAAUUUUUGACAGAAGAUCCAUUAGAUGAUUAGCGGGAACGUUUCCGUCCACUAAUGGGCGUCACGUUUGAUGGCUGCUGCAAUAAAUUCGGCUAUCAUUGGUGCUGGUGCCCAUUUUUAUCUAAUAAGAAAAUUCCUAUCCUCUCAACUCUCUUAUGAAUGAGGAUUUGCUUAUUUUCUUGACCAGAUGGGUUUUCUUCGGGGAAUUUCGUUUCUCUAAAGAUCUUACCUAUAAUCUCAUAGCUUUAUUUUUCGCUCAUUCUUAGUGAGAAAGAAAUCUUCUUGACCUAUCUCUGCUAUCAUACAUGCAUCUGUUCAUUUUAGAACUAAAACUUUUGCCUUAAAAGGUUAAGGUUUUCUUCUUCUGGGCCAUCCUUCCCCAGAGCUGCAGCUUUUCUGGCCAGCACAGCCUGAGACGUGAUUUCCAUCAACGUGGGAAAUCCCAAGAUUUCCCUCCCAUCCAUCGUCAGCCUUAUCAAUUUCCUUCCACAUCUUUUUGCCCAACUUUGGUUGUUUCAAAAAAAAGAUGAAUAAACUUUGUUUCAACAGCUCUGUGAAUAUAAUCCUCCACUCUUUCUGCAUUAGCUUACAGGGUGCUCAUCUUGACCCAGAUAAGAGGAACAACCUGGAGAAGCUCACCCUCGCUGUUCUCUCUCACCUGCCGACUGCAGUGCUCUACGUUCACGAUCUUACAGGAGAAUGUGGGACCUCGCCAUCGAAUCAGGUUUCCCUGAGCUUGAACUUUUCAGGGUUCUUCCUUCUAGAUGCCGUAAUCCGCCAUCUAACCUGACUAUGGAUGGUGGUGCAGUUUGCUCUGUACAAGGAGAUAAGGGAAAGAUUUAAGGAUCAUCUCUGGCUGGAUGUGGUUUCCAAAUGUGAUCUUCUGCAGCAGCCCAAGUGUGUGAUUAAUGCGGAAGACGAAUUGGAAAGCUACAAGAUAUUUGGGCCCCACGGCGCGAUUCAGGUGUCCGUGAAAUCUGAGAUCGGGCUCGAUGAGGUUAGUAAACACCUUAAUACUAUGAAUGUUUCAAGCCCUGAAUCCUAAUCCUUCAACUCCAAAUCUUCAUUCCCAAGUCUCUGACCUUAAUACCUAAAUUUCAUUCCUUAAACCCCACACCUCAGAUCUUCGUUCCUAAAUCUUUGACAUUAAUACCUGAAUCUUUUGCCUUCAUCAUCUCAAAUCUUUAAUCUUAAAUCUCAAGCAUGAAGCCUUACGAGCUUAAUAUUAAUCAUUAAACCUGAAAUCUUAUACCUUUAAGCCUCAAACCUAAACAUUAACAGCUAUGCUUUAAACCCUGAAUAUUGUCUUAAAUUAUGCCUUAGAAGGAAAAUUCAAAACCUUUAAUGUGGUUGUGUAAAGUCCACGACUCCCACAUUAACUCAAACCUUAGACCCUAAAUCUUAAAAACUUAAACCUAAAUUAAACCCUAAAUCUUAAACCUCGUUAUAAACCCCUUGAUCUUAAACCUUAAGCUUAUCAACUAUUUCAUGUAUGCCCUAUUUUGUGUGAAAUUCUGUUAGUAAGCUGCUCAUAAGUUCUGGUCAUGUGAAUUUUUCCGCUUUUUUUUAUUGGUGUUAAGAUUCAAUCUUUAUCUCAACCUUUCAGCUAAAGGGUCGAGUUCACGAGUUGCUGAUGACACAAAUGAGUAG
Spirodela intermedia is the source of this 11821-nucleotide messenger RNA. The record is from the annotation of a GenBank genome assembly. NCBI's taxonomy places the organism in Eukaryota, Viridiplantae, Streptophyta, Magnoliopsida, Alismatales, Araceae.